Letharia lupina is the source of this 2397-nucleotide messenger RNA. RefSeq lists its product as uncharacterized. The record is from RefSeq and is a predicted model, not a curated record. Gene Ontology annotation, molecular function: protein binding. Lineage: Eukaryota; Fungi; Ascomycota; Lecanoromycetes; Lecanorales; Parmeliaceae. The coding region runs from base 1 to 2397 and encodes 798 amino acids. The transcript is spliced from 2 exons.
AUGUGGUUUCAGAAUAGUACGCCUGAAACCGUUCGAGAGUAUGUCGCACGGCAAGAAUCAAGAAACGCAUCUAAACGCAAGGCUGCUCAUGGUUCAGUCAUGGAGCCUUCUACCAAGAAACAGAAGUUCCUUCACGGCUUCGUGCCUCCAGCUCCAGCUCAACCUCAAGCCCAUGCCACGACGCAAAAUAGGCCUACUAACGAGAGACCGAAGCUCGUUGAAGCUUCUCGGCUCCUAGCUCAAGCUCAACCCCAUGAAAUGACAAAUUCUGGGCCCUGGACCGAGAAACGGAAGUCAGACCACUGCCCUGUCUCUCCAGCUCAAGAUCAUGAUAUGGCAAACCAUGGCCUGACUAUCCAAAACCUGGAGCUCGAUCACGGCUCUCUGCCUUCAGCUCCAGCUCCAGCUCCAGCUCCAGCUCACGAUACCACAGACCUUGGGCCCGCCACCAAGAAACAGAAGCUCUCUUAUGCUAGCUUACCUCCAGCCCGAGUUCCCAAAAGGAUCUCAAGCGUAGAUCGCGCUCGUGCUGAAACCCUUCUCUUCCGAAGAAUGCUUGGGAGAUGGUGCAAAGCCUACGGAUUUGAUUGCCAAUCAUUAGAUCAGAGCAGAAUAUCAGACACAUUGUUGAUGUCUCCCGACUUUGACGUUCACAGGUACUUUGCUAACGAGAGCUUGAACGUUCGUCCCUAUGCUUGUCGACCACCAGAGCCUGACGUACAUCCUUUCGCUAAUUCAUCAGCUGAGAACUUGACUGCCAAAAGCUCAAGACUGGACGUACAUCGUGUGCCCGAACAGAAGCCCCGCGACUUCUCCCAUCACUCGGCACCUUCCAAUACAGGCGCUCAAGCGCGUCCUAUCUCUGGCGAAGCCUGUGUUCAUUAUACACCAGCUCAAGGCCCAAUCAGCAGAGGGCGUCCAGGUUCUGUGUAUGAGACCUCUCAUCACCCACCAAUUCAAAGCACAAACGCUGAAGCGUCAUUUGCCACCGGCGGCAACCCCAAGGAAGUGUGUCUGCCUCUCAGCGACGAAGCUUCCACCUCGUUGUCGGCGAUCAUUGCAAUAUACAGAAGCCCAUAUUGCUCUUCAGUAGAUCCCAACCUGCGAUGCAGUAGCACACCUGCGAUCUCGGACCAGAUUGCUUCAGUAGGCUCGGAUCGUGAUAUGGGAGAUGAUGCUGCAGCUGUGAGCUCAGAUCAGAUCGCUCCCUUAGCUCCAGAUUCCGGUUUGAGAGACGAUACCACGCCUGCAAGCUCGUCUCAAAUCUCUUCAGUCGAGCCAGCUCGUAAUAAGGGAGGACGUCCCAAAGGUAGAAAGUCACGCGCACCAAAGAUACCUAAAGGCCCAACGAGAUUUCAAAAGAACCAUCCUGUCAAGGCCAGGGUCAACAUCGACGUCUGGGAGAACAUUCUCUUGUUCUGUCCACCUGAUUUCCUUUUAAAAGCUCGCACAAUUUCUUCAACAUUCAGAUCCGUGCUCAGUGACGACAGCCUUAUCUGGAAGAGAGCUCGUGUCAAUCACUUCGGUCCUGAUAUGCCUGACCCACCUUCAGGCCUCUCGGAACCCCAAUAUGCAGAUCUUCUUACCAGCACGGGCUGCCAGACGCGUGGCUGUGAGUCCAAAAAAACCAGAAAGACGUACUGGGCGUUUCAGAAACGAUUGUGCAUCGAGUGCUUCCAAAAAUCUUUCCUUCCGCCCAGAGCACUUGGAAGGGUGUUCAAGGAACUUGAAACCAGCGAAACGCCCCAAUACCGCUUAAUUGCACAGUACUACCAGGGAAUGGAUGAGUUUCUUCCAGGGAUGAAGUUUGACCGCUGGGACAACUAUCAGUGGCUUGGCAGCUACGAUCCUACGCCCUCGUGGGGCCAACUCCAUAGAAGUGGUCAAUACACCGCAUAUCCCGCAGCAGCUUACGCCAACUUCAGCUCAGAACUCGCACUUUUUGUGGGCAACGAAUAUGACGUGGAGUGUGGUCGAUUUUCCUCCAACGAACCCAUGCCUGGGAAGACUUGUCCUCCACAGGACGCGAUUGAUGCCUGGUUCGAGGAGAAGCGCGCUGCCAAUGACGCUCUUGUGCCCAAGCUCCAGGCUGUGGAAAACUGGCACGAGUCUCACAAGCGCAACAACCAGAAGGUGGGCAAGGAUCUCAGGAAGGACCGCGAGAGCUUCUACGAGGCCCAAGCGGAACUGGCCGGUUUGAACUCGUCGGUUCUUCAACAUUUCAAGUCGUACCAGGCCGCGAUCGCCAUUUCGAAGCCGGCCUCCAAGCAGUCGUGGAACAUCCUGCGACCAAAACUCAUGGCGGAAUUCGAGGCGACGAAGAAAUUGCUUGCGGAGAGGGAGGGCGCGAAACAAGUGCAAGAUGUCAAUGCGAUGGUGAGGAGGUAUGGUGUUUGA